Molecule: messenger RNA, 617 nt
Organism: Salvia hispanica
Lineage: Eukaryota; Viridiplantae; Streptophyta; Magnoliopsida; Lamiales; Lamiaceae
Product: HSP20-like chaperones superfamily protein
Source: RefSeq, a predicted model, not a curated record
CUGCGCUAUAAAUUGAUGUCCCUCUCCAUCUCAAUCACAGGCAGCUAUACCGCCUAUAAGUGAUUCUUGUUCUUGUUCUCGUUUAGAAAGAGAGAUAGUAUGGAAAUUGCGCCAUUCGCGUAUCUCUUCCCUUCCGCUCGUCAUUUCCCUUUCCCCCCUCGAAACUAUGUGCACUGGACUCAGACCCCUGAAUCCCAUCUCUACUCGGCCGACAUACCAGGUGUGCGGAAGGAGGAGAUAAAGGUGGAGGUGGAGGACUCCAGGUACCUCAUCAUAAGAACGGAGGCGGUGGCGGACCGGAGCUUCAGCCGAAAAUUCCGGCUGCCGGAGCGGGUGGAUGUGGAGGGCAUUUCGGCGGAGUACGUGGACGGCGUGUUGACGGUGAAGGUGCCUAGAUCCUACAUCAGGAUGGGGUUUUUCAUUGAUCCACCUCAUACCAUGGAUCUCACUGCCACUGCUGCUUGAAUUUGCUCCUCCUAUUUCAUAUGUUAAUGUAUGUGUGUGGCUUGGAUGAAAUUCUUUAAAAUAUGCAUAUCAUAUAGUAGUAGUUGGUAUUUGAAUCAUUGUUGAAAUUCUCCAUUUUGUUCAGUAGAAUGAAAAAUGGUCGCUGUUUGGCA